Cantharellus anzutake is the source of this 1280-nucleotide messenger RNA. RefSeq names its product major facilitator superfamily domain-containing protein. The transcript is spliced from 4 exons. The record is from RefSeq and is a predicted model, not a curated record. Gene Ontology annotation, molecular function: transmembrane transporter activity. NCBI's taxonomy places the organism in Eukaryota, Fungi, Basidiomycota, Agaricomycetes, Cantharellales, Hydnaceae. Bases 45 to 1145 code for a protein of 366 amino acids. Gene Ontology annotation, biological process: transmembrane transport.
GUCGUCCGAUUCUCCUUAUUGGCCUUCUAGGCCUCUCAUUAUCCAUGAUAUCGUUCGGACUCUCUAAGACGUACACACAGGUUAUCAUAAGUCGUUCAAUUGCAGGCUUCCUUAACGGAAACGCCGGUGUCGCGAAAACAAUGAUAGCUGAGAUGUCUGACGACACGAACCGAGCUAUUCUCUUCACGUUCCUCCCUGUAGCAUGGAUAUCUGGAUGCACCGUUGCCCCCUUUGUCGGAGGGUCGCUCCAACAUCCUGCGGAGCGCUUCCCCGCUUAUUUUGAUCAUCCUCUUUGGAGAAGAUAUCCGUAUUUUCUUCCGUGUUUUGUCGCUGCAUCUUUCCCUAUCUUUGCUUUCUUCAUAGGACUCAUGUUUUUGAAAGAGACUAAUGAAUCUGUGCGCCGCGUACCAAGAGGAGCCUCGUAUGGGUCGGUUUCAUCGGAGGAUCGCUUUGAGUCGACACCACGCAAUUCAUCUACUCCUACCCUUCGUGAAGCGAUCACCAAACCUGUGGUCAUUGCCAUUGCAAAUUACGCAGCCCUCGCUAUAAUUGAUAUAUCAUUAUUCGCUAUCUUCACGGUGUUCCUCGCCGUCCCUCUUCACGCUGGUGGUCUUAAUCUCCCACCCCAGGUUAUCGGGAAUAUUCUCGCUUCCCUCGGUGGAGUCAGUGGCGCUACACAGUUUCUAGCGUUCCCUAGAGUACAUAAACGAUUCGGCGGGAAAAAAACGUUUACCUUCUCGAUCUCCUUCUCAUUUCUGCUAUUAGCUUGUUUUCCGAUUAUACACGUAAUUACACUAGUCUAUCCUGGAUCAUGGAUUAAGUUCGCUAUCAUUGGUGUGAUGAUGGUUAUAUGGUCGGUAUAUGAUAUGGGAUAUGCAUCCGUUUUCCUGUUCAUAACUGCUUCUUCGCCAUCACCGUCCCUUCUGGGAACGGUAAACGGUGCAGCCCAGACGAUCAUCAGCUUGGCACGCGCAUUUGGGCCCGCUGCGGCCACAAGUCUGUUUGCUCUUUCAAUAAAACAUGAUUGGCUGCGAGGAUACGGUGUCUUCUUGUGCCUGACUUUGGCCCCUGUCGUGGCGAUUUGUCUGUCAACUUUGCUGCCGAAUGACGUGGAGGCUAAGAUAAGUAGGGAUGAAAGUGCUUAGAGUUGGACUCUCAGCUAGAUAGGCGUUUCUUGUCAAUAAUGUAUCACGAUCGCAUAGAUACGGAACAAUCUUGGUUAUCAGUAGAGUGAAGCCGUGAUGCUGAUGCGCGGCCAAUAUAUCAAUGUGAUGUUUAGC